Messenger RNA from Dovyalis caffra, 210 nucleotides. The record is from the annotation of a GenBank genome assembly. Lineage: Eukaryota; Viridiplantae; Streptophyta; Magnoliopsida; Malpighiales; Salicaceae.
CAAAAUAUGAAACAAGUGUUAGGACCGAGUAGCUCGUGGCGUGUUGGGUUGGGUAAGGGGGUUGUGGCGUGUUGCUUAGUGCGGGAUGAAGACUUGUGUGGGAAGCAACAUGAGGCUAGUGAGAGGGCAUGUGUGGGCGGUAGGGUGAGGCCGGUGAGAGGGGCUAAGGGCGUUGGUGUGAGGGAAAGAGAGGCGGUUGAAAAUGGGUGA